Molecule: messenger RNA, 1710 nt
Organism: Ilex paraguariensis (yerba mate)
Lineage: Eukaryota; Viridiplantae; Streptophyta; Magnoliopsida; Aquifoliales; Aquifoliaceae
Source: the annotation of a GenBank genome assembly
AUGGAGAAUAAUGAGCAAGUUACUGCAAAUAAGGAGCUUAAGCACAGAGGAGUCGCAGCCAUGCCAUUUGUUAUAGGAAAUGAGACCUUUGAGAAGCUGGGGACAAUUGGAACCUCAGCAAACCUCUUGGUCUAUCUCACCACUGUCUUCAACAUGAAGAGCAUUACAGCAACUAAUCUCAUCAACAUCUUCAAUGGUACUUGCAACUUUGGUACUUUGCUAGGAGCUUUUGCCUCUGAUACGUAUCUUGGCCGCUAUAAAACAUUGGGAAUCGCCUCAAUCUCAUCUUUCACGGGGAUGCUUGUGCUAACACUAACAGCUGCAAUUACCAAUCUUCAUCCUCCUCAAUGUGGAACAGAGAGCAGCACAUGCACAGGGCCAACAGCAUGGCAAAUGGCCUUUUUAUUAACCGGAUUCGGACUACUAGUAGUCGGAGCUAGUGGGAUUCGACCAUGCAACUUGGCGUUCGGAGCAGACCAAUUCAAUCCCAAUACAGAGUCUGGCAGAAAGGGAAUCAAUAGUUUCUUCAAUUGUCAUUGUCUACGUGCAAUCGGACGUGAACUGGGCGCUCGGCCUGGCCAUUCCCACGUUUCUAAUGUUCCUUCAUGUGCAUUCUUCUUCAUUGGCACGAGGAUUUAUGUCAUGGUGAUACCGGAGGGUAGUCCCUUGACAAGUGUGGCACAGGUCAUCGUGGCUGCUAGCAAGAAGAGGAAGUUGAAGUUGCCAGACCAACCAUGGGGCUCUCUGUUUAACCAUAAGCCCACUAAUUCUAUAAAUUCUGAGCUUCCUUACACAGAUCAAUUCGGAUUCGUGAACAAAGCAGCGAUCAUAACUCCACAAGACGAAAUCAAAACAGAUGGAUCAGCAGUGGAUCCAUGGAGACUCUGCAGCAUACAGCAAGUGGAAGAAGUAAAAUGCUUGUUGAGACUGAUUCCCAUAUGGAUUGCAGGCGUUAUCUACUAUAUUGUUCUAGUCCAACAACAAACCUAUGUAGUCUUCCAAGCCAUUCAAUCUGAUCGACGCCUCGCCAACACGAAUUUCAAGGUCCCAGCAGCAUCCUACACUGUCUUCUCCAUGCUAAGCCUCACUAUCUGGAUACCAAUCUACGACAGGAUCAUAGUACCUUACCUUCAAAAACUCACGAAAAAAGAAGGCGGUAUCACAAUCCUUCAAAAAAUGGGGAUCGGCAUGGUUCUCGCCAUUGUCACCAUGAUUGUAUCAGCUUUAGUCGAAAACAGGAGGAGGACCGUGGCUUUUACAAGGCCAACACUAGGAAUUGUGCCAAGAAAGGGUGACAUUUCUUCCAUGUCCGGUUCUUGGUUAAUCGCUCAGUUGACACUGGUAGGACUUUCCGAGGCGUUUACUGUUAUCGGACAAGUCGAGUUCUUUUACAAGCAGUUCCCAGAAAACAUGAGGAGCUUUGGAGGCUCUUUCUUGUUUUGUGGCUUUGCAAUGUCAAGUUACUUGAGCAGUUUCUUGGUGUCGAUUGUUCAUCAGGUGACCAAAAAUUCAACAGGAGGAAACUGGUUAGCAGAAGACCUUAACAAGGGAAGAUUGGACUAUUUUUACUACAUGAUUGCUGGUUUGCAGGUAGUGGAUUUGGGGUACUUUCUGGUAUGUGCAAAGUGGUAUAAGUAUAAAGGAACAGGAGGCAACACUGGUGAAGAAGUGGGCAUGGGAAAUUUACAUUCUGGAAAACCUUUUGUUUGA